Messenger RNA from Cydia splendana, 1340 nucleotides. Its product is annotated as carboxypeptidase B-like. The record is from RefSeq and is a predicted model, not a curated record. Lineage: Eukaryota; Metazoa; Arthropoda; Insecta; Lepidoptera; Tortricidae. The transcript is spliced from 6 exons. Bases 22 to 1335 code for a protein of 437 amino acids. Gene Ontology annotation, biological process: proteolysis. Gene Ontology annotation, molecular function: zinc ion binding; metallocarboxypeptidase activity.
UUCAAAACUGGUAGCCAAUAGAUGAAGGCCAAAAUGAAUAAAAUCCUAUUGGUGUUGUGUUUGGCCUUCUGUUCUGUUUUGGCCAAGAACGAAAUUUAUGAUGGCCAUGCCCUCUACCAAAUCGAUCUUCAAACAGCAGAGCAAGGAUCUUUCUUUGCCGAGUUGGAGCAUCGUCUGAACCUGGACGUCUGGGCCCAUGGUGGCCUGGGUGACCCUGCGACCGUCCUGGUACCGAAGGCAGCUCGGUCUCUGCUGCAGGAUGGCUUGGGAGCUGCUGGAAUUGGCUACAGACUUGCGGUAGAAAAUGUCAAAGAGGAAUUGGACUUGGAAGAGAAACUAUUGUCUGAAGCGGCAGCCAAAAGCAACAGGACUAGUAGAUUUGGCCUACCCUUUGACACAAUCCAUAGAUAUGCUGCUGUUGACGCUUACCUAGUCGAGCUUGCAAGUAGGUAUCCUAAUCUCGUAACAGUGGUGUCUGCAGGAAGAAGCUUUGAAGGUCGUGAUAUCAAAUAUUUGAAGAUCUCCACCACAAACUUCCAGGACAGGAGCAAACCCAUAGUCUAUAUGCAAUCUCUGCUCCAUGCUCGUGAAUGGGUCACACUGCCUGCCACUCUAUACGCCAUAGAGAAACUGGUGAUUGACGUUCAGGAGCAGGAUCUUUUGCAAAACAUUGACUGGAUUAUCCUGCCAAUCGCCAAUCCUGAUGGAUAUGAGUUCACCCACACAAGCAGUCGUUAUUGGCGCAAGAACCGUGCAACAGGCUACAUGAUCGGAAACUGGUGCUCCGGUGUCGAUCUGAACCGGAACUUCGGCUUCCAAUGGUCCGAAGCAUCCAGUGCCUCCGUAUGCUCGGAAACUUUCCACGGCAGCAGCGCCUUCUCCGAACCUGAGGCGGCCAUCAUCAGGGAUAUUACCUUGGCUUAUGGCGACAGGAUUGAGCUGUUCUUAGACAUCCAUAGUUUUGGAAGCUGGAUGCUGUAUGGCUACGGCGAUGGUCAAUUGCCCCCGAAUGGACUAAUCAUUCAUAUGGUUGGCGUUAGGAUGGCUCAAGCUAUUGACGCCGUCAAAUGGCCAUCGAACAGAAACUACGUAGUUGGGAACAGUGCUUUACUCCUAUAUCCCGCUUCUGGGACUACUUCAGAUUAUGCCCAGUCUCUUGGCAUUCCUCUAGCUUAUACCUAUGAGCUGCCAGCGUAUAGGAAUAAUUACAGUACGCUGAACGGGUUUCUGGUUGACCCUGAUUUUAUAGAGCAGGCUGGAUUUGAGACGUGGCAGGGUAUCAAGGAAGGAGCCAGAUACGCGGCCGACAGUUAUAGGGCGAGGAAUAAGAAAUAAUCUAU